This is a messenger RNA of Alnus glutinosa, 1014 nucleotides long. RefSeq lists its product as uncharacterized. Lineage: Eukaryota; Viridiplantae; Streptophyta; Magnoliopsida; Fagales; Betulaceae. The transcript has 6 exons. The coding region runs from base 1 to 1014 and encodes 337 amino acids. The record is from RefSeq and is a predicted model, not a curated record.
AUGCCCUCACCUGGAGACAUAUGGGGGUUGCGUGACGGGCUGCAAGUGGUUAUUCAAUUGAAUAAUAAUGGUCAAGCAAUAGGAGUGGGUAGUGAGAAGUUAGCCCGCUUUGGUGCUUUACUUGUUAAAAAAUGGGGUUUUUACCCCAUGGGUAACCCAGACUGGAGGACAGUACCCAAUGAACAGACAAAUCCUAUGUGGGAAAUAAUGAGGAGAAAAUUCUAUUUUGAUACAAGCUUGCUGCCAAAAACGGUCAAAAAGAUAAUCAUCCAGGGGUUGGGAACAAGAAGGAAGGAGCAUAAAUACAAACUAAAGCGUUCGUUGAACAUCCAGCUGGGUGAGACUGCUCAAAGUCUCAUUGCGUCAGUAGCGCCCGCAUCCAUGGAAGACCCUGAGGAGUUCGAAACUAUGGCUAAAUAUUGGACAGAUCCCAGAGCCAAAGCCAAGAAAAAUAAGGAAAGACAAGGCAAACAGACAUUAGUCCACGCUUGUGGGUCAAAGAGCUUAGCCAGGAGUGCAUUCGAGGAUGAGUCAAAAUCAGGCAGGGGUCCUGAUAGAGGCGAGCUAUUCAUAAAAACUCACAAGCACAAGGAUGGUACCCUAGUUUCUAUAGAGGCCACGACCAAAAUUUCGCAGAUGGAGGAGUUGAUGGCACAACAACCGCAAUCGACUCGAGGGUCCACACAGGGGACAAUUUCUUGGGAUCCAAAUGAUGUAUACUCCAAAGUUUUUGGCAAGGAAAAGCCUAGUCAUGUACGUGGUCUGGGAAAAGGUAUUCCACCUAAGUCAUCGGCAUGGACUUCGUCAUUGAUGCCAAAAGGUACCUGCAAUGAUCCUGCACAUUCGAAUUUUGAUGCAUUUAGAAGAGAAGUGGCCAUGGAUUUUGAUAAGGUAUUUCAGCAGUUGAAUGCGGCUGACUUGUCGCAGAAUGGAGGUGCGUCGAAUGUUAACUUUGAUAGGGAUAAAGAUCCGGACCACGAUGAUGAAGAAGAUGAUGAUGAGACGCAAGGCUAA